AUGGCACCGACGAAGUAUGUUGAUCGCCCUGUGCCGAAAAUCUCCCUCCGCGACUUCGAUGCGCGCAUCGAUGUGAUUACAAAGGAACUUGUUGAUGCUGCAGAGAAUCACGGCUUCUUCUGCAUCGUAGACCACGGCAUAACACGCGACGCUGUCGAUGGCAUCUUCAACCAGUCAGCGCGUUUCUUCAAUCAGCCCGAUCCCGUGAAAUCGCAAGUGCCAUUCUCCCCUCAACACAACGCCGGAUGGGAGAAGAAUGCUCAAAUCCGGCCAUCUACUGGUGCAGUCGACCGCAAAGAGUCUUAUCAAAUGCAAUUCGGCGAAGGCAUGAACGGUCGAUGGCUGAGUGACCAGACCCUUCCGGGGUUCCGAGCAGAGGCUUUGGAGUUCAUGCACAGAGUACAGGCAGUCAGCGAGAGGCUCAUGAGGUGCUUCGCGCGAGGGUUGAACUUCGAGGAAGCUUACUUCGUCAAAGCUCACGAUGUCAGCCGACCAGAGUCUCAGACUGUCUGCCGAUUAUUACAUUACUUUGAGACUCCACAGGUGCCAAAUCCAACAGGAGAGGUGCAUCAUCGAGCGGGCGCACACGCCGACUGGGACUUCUUGACUCUGCUGUUCCAGAAAGCAGGGCAGUCUGGCCUUGAGAUCUGUCCGGGGCGGGAAGUAUCAACUUCGUUCGGGUACGGGGAUGCGUGGACCAAGGUUGAGCCGGACGCAGACAAGAACGCAAUCGUCUGCAACGUCGGUGACCUCCUUAUGUCGUGGUCAGAUGACCGCUUCAAGUCGACCUUUCAUCGUGUCAAGGCUCCAUGUGAGCCUGAUGACUUCUACGGCGAGCGCUACAGCAUCGCCUUCUUCAAUCAGCCAUGCAAAGACGCCAAGAUCCAGGGCCCACUGAGGAAGUAUCCAAUGGUGACGGGUGAGGAGUUUACGAGGAAUGCCAUGAGCCGGAACUAUCAGGCUAUACAAGAUAAACUAAAGAAGGAGAAGGAGCCGGCGGUAGCGGUUGUCGAAGUGAGCGCGACGGUAGCCGAGGUAAGUGCUACGUGA
Messenger RNA from Alternaria arbusti, 1050 nucleotides. RefSeq lists its product as uncharacterized. The transcript is spliced from 3 exons. Bases 1 to 1050 code for a protein of 349 amino acids. NCBI's taxonomy places the organism in Eukaryota, Fungi, Ascomycota, Dothideomycetes, Pleosporales, Pleosporaceae. The record is from RefSeq and is a predicted model, not a curated record. Gene Ontology annotation, molecular function: dioxygenase activity.